GUGGGGAGCCGCUCGGCCGCUAUCCGCGCGAUGGUAGCGAGCAUGCGUGCGUGCGCGUGUUCCAGUGAGGCCGAGCGGCUGUCCCCUCAGUUCGUCCUCCUGUCUCCCUCAGUUAGGAAACCCGAACCCCGAUCCGGGAUUUUGGCCAAAUUGGGCGAGGGUACAAUAUUACCACUUACCCCUUCUCACCGAGGAAGAGCGGGAGAAAGGGUAAGUAUGGCACAGGCACAAAGCUGGGCGAGAAGAUGCUUCAAGGCCUUUUGCAAAGGCUUCUUCGUGGCGGUGCCCGUGGCAGUCACUUUCUUGGAUCGCGUGGCCUGCGUGGCUCGGGUGGAAGGAUCGUCGAUGCAGCCUUCUUUGAAUCCUGGGGGAAGCCAGUCCUCAGAUGUGGUACUUUUGAACCACUGGAAAGUGAGAAAUUUUGAAGUGCAGCGUGGUGACAUUGUGUCAUUGGUGGGGGCCUACUUUGUCAUUAUGCAAGGACAGUGAGUAGCAUCUGCAGCAUGGAGAGAAGAGUGACAUGUGUUCUAUACCCUCAAGAGGACAGGAAAAGAGAAGCCCUUUCAGGUAACUCCAGUGCUUCUGUUUAUAAGACAGGCCUAUUUAACACUAAGCAUUUUUAUUUCAGUUUCCCUUCUCUUUUGUUUCUUAUUUGCUUGCAGUUUUCAUUGCGUAGCUUGGAUAGAAAAAUGCAGUUCUGGCUAUGUUUCCUUGGCCAAACUGGAAUGCUGAAACUUUGGGAACUAUUGGCCAAGGUGAUUACUCACUGUUUUUGCAGCCCUGUAUGCAUAUAUUAUGGGUAUCAUAGCUUGGAGAGUACAAAUUAUGGCCAACUAGGGAAAUUUAAGGAUGUUGCUUGCAGUUUAUCCAUGCCACCUUAAAAAUAGUGUUUGUGGCACUGGUCAGAUAGCUCUGUGUGUAAGUCCACUUAGCCCACAAGCCUGAUGACUGAGUUUGGUCCUCGGAACUGACCGAAGUAAAAAUACAAGGCGAAAGCUGAUUUGACAAAAUUGUCUUCUGGCCUAUGCACAUGUGCUAUGUGUCCUUGAAUAUUGAUGUCCAUGCAUACUAUAUACAUGUAUAUAGAAUUUAAAGGAAAAGGUGUUCAUACAGUGUUUGUUUUAUUUGUAAGCUCAACUUACAUAUUCUACAACAGAUAACAUGCAUUCGUCACACCCUUCAGAGUUGUAAAUUUCUAGUAUGCCAUAUUUAUUCACCAGUGAUCAUUUGCCUUCUGUUUCUUAAAGGCAUGACCUGUCCUUACGGGAGCUACUUUUGACUACAGUCUUUGCAUGCAUUAUCUGUGUGGUGAUACAUGUCAUAGUAUUCUUUCUGUCCAGUUCGCUGAAAAUGCCUAGAGUUAAUGUAGGGCUUCUUCUUUUUAAAGGAACCUCAUGGUAUGUAUCAUGUUUAGUCCUCUUUUGAAUGAUGCAUUAUACAGAUGUUCCUAAGGUUUUGCUUUUGUUUUGAACACUGCAAUUAAAGAAUGAUCUUAACGAGGCUUCAUGAGAAACCAACUGUAUGGAAGAAAGUCACAUAGCCCCAUCUGAAAGAGAGGGAGGCAGCACAUAGAAAGAUGCAGAAGAUGCACAUGAAGGUAAGCUAGAGGGAAGAGACUCCAUCAUGUCAUGAGCUGAUGGGAGAAGGAGUACAGGGAACUAGUAGGGUAGCAAAGGACAGAGGCAGAGCCAGAAAAGUCAAAGCAAGGCAGACUCAAAUCCCACAUGUGAUGUCUCUAGGCUUUGUGUUCUCAGAGCAGAGGGCCCCAUUCUUCCUCAGCUUAUUAUGUAUUCCUUCAGUAAUCUCUCCCUUGUUGUGAUAUGCUCUGAAUGUGUUUCUGUUUCUGAGGUACCUGAAAGAGUUGAUGUCUUAUAAUGCCUAUUGAAUAAUAAACCACAAGUAUCAGGCACUGUAAAAUAGUCUGCCAAGGCUGGAAAUUACCAGAGAUAGAAACAGAAUAUCUGAAAAAGAUUUGAGAUUAUGAGUUUUUAUGUUAAUAAUUUCUGAUUUUGUAUAGAUUUUAGUCAUCAUUAAAUAAAACUUACCUGGUUAUGUCUUAGUUCUCAAGAAAGUCUGAGGAGGCAAAGAUGACUAUCUUCUAAUUGGUUUUGAGGGAUUCUCAUUAAUGUGCAACCUUUUUGUUAAGCUGCCAAGCCUCACAGAUGAGUGUGAAGUUAGAGAUGUUGGAUCUUGCAGGCUGCAUUAUCAAUUCUGCAUCAUCAUCUAGAUUUUUCCUCCUAUGUCAGUGAUCAUUUGGAAAUUUACUAGUGCUGUCCUAAAAGGGAAAUCAUGUUUAAGGAUUCAGAUAAUAGAAUAUUAAAAAGUUUUCAACAGAUAUUACCUUUGUGCUCUCUAUGGACAGGUUAUUUAUUUAUAUAUUUAUUUACUUUCUGUUUUGUUCGGAUGUACUUACUCCAUAUGCCUGGAAAAUCCUUGACUCCCGGCCAUUGCUUUAUGAAUACUGGCUAAAUGUAACCAACCAACCAUUAAAUAGACAUUCAUGAUUUAAUAUCGAAUAGAGACUCAUGUAAGAAUCAGAGGGAAAAUUAAAGAGCAUGAGGCAUAUUUCCUAACUCCCUUCAAAGCCUGGGAAGCUGAAGGCCGGAGGCUGACUGUUGCUUCAUGUGAGUUAGUAAUGGCAAAUGUAAUCGUAGAAGUAGGGCUGCUAGUGGAAGUAGGAUUGCUGAAGUAGGUCUAGAUUGUUAGAUCCAAACAACUUGCUAAAUUCUAUGUGGCCACCUGGGAAUUGACAUCUGGCUGACUAUGAAGUCUGUUUUGUAUAUGAGUGUUCGUCUUCGUAUUUAGAUGCCAUUACAAAGGUUUUAUAUAUCAUCUUUUCUCAAUAGCAGUUGCUCUGCUUCUAAACAAAAUUAAUUGCUUCCUUUCUAGCCAGAACUAGACACAAUUCUUUUCUAGCAUGUGUCACAUUAUAUUGAGUCAGUUUUCAUGGCUGUGAGUGCUUAAGACCAGGGACCAAUUCAUAUUACUCUUUGCUGUCUAAGACUUCAGCAUAAUGACUCUUGUGGUAGAUGGAAUUCAUUGUGAAUUUGAACUGCUUUGAGGGCGUAGUCAUUAAUAGUAUAUUCAAGCUUGGGUCUAGGAGAUAAAACUUUUAUAAGGGGAGCAAAAUCUCAGGGCCUUUCAAAUAUGGUUAGUGCUUGAAUAAUGCUAAGGUUAAGUAGUCACCAUCCUCAGAGAUGUAUUUAUGAUGUUAGCUGUCUUGGUGUAAGUGACUUUUUGAGAAUAGUUCCACUUUUACUUUUUUAGUGAAUUACCAGUAGCACUUUACUGUAGAUGUCCUGGUUUCCAUACUGAAAUUCCUUCUGACCUUAUGUUGUGACCACUCACUGGUUUUUCAUUCUCACCAGUCAAUGGCUAAUGCUAGUUUAACAUCCUGUGGCUGAAUUUGAUGCCAGUAAUUUUAGAUCUUGUCAGAAAGUUGAAACCCCAGUACUUUUAUGAAUGUAUUUUUUUUUUUUAGAAAAUACCCUAGUCAAUUUUAUGCACAUGUAGCAAAACAUGUCUAUUAAAUAACCAACAAAAUUUUAGAAGGAAUUAUUUACUCAUUUUUACUUGAGACUUUUACAUAAAGCUAGCACUUUAUGCAUUUAAAGACAUUAGGAAAACACAUUUCAGAAGAAUUUUGGGGUAUUACAAAACAUUAAAGCCUUUAGCAGAAGCACUGCUUUGCCAGUGGAUCUUAUAAAUGAAAUGAUAUUUGAUGUGCAGUAAUAUUUCAAACCAAUUUAUUUCUUAUAGCUCAGCCUUGUGAGAUGUGCAGCAUUACUCCAGUAGGGUAGCAGUCUGAGAGGUUUUAUUUCUGUUUAUUUGUCAUAUUAGAAUUUGUGUUUGUAUGUAAACUAGUAUAGCUAAAGAUAGAGAAGAGUACUCUAUCCAAUGGUGAGACAUGUAGUAGAGAUUUGAAAAAGGUCUUUAUUAUUGAUUCAGUCAUUCAGUUAUUGGAUCAAUGAUGUCUUCAAUCAAACAUAACAUCUUAUGAAUUAAAAAACACUUCUGCUCAAGUUAUCUCAUCUUUUAUUAUGGAGAGAGACAGGGAAGGAAGGAAAAAGGGAGGAGGGAAGAGGAGAAAGAAAAGAGGAAGAGGAGAGUGAUAUAUACAGAGAGAUAGAGACAGAAGGAGAUAGAACACACUAGGGUAAAUCUAAACUUCAGAUUUUUAAGCCAGAUUUUGUGAAGGCUAGACAGGACAAGAUUAUAGAUUUUUAAAAAUACAUCAGCUAUUAUCAUUUCAAAUAUACCAAACACAUAAUAAAGAGUAGAAGUCACUGCAAUUGUGUAAUCUUUUCAUCUUGUAUCAUGUAAUGUUUUUAAAAGAUAGGCCUCUCUCUGCUUAGCCUUGACCUAUCUGGAGGUUGUUAUGUAGACCAGGCUAGCCUUGAAUCCACAUAAAUCCAUUUGCUGCUGCCUUCUGAGUGCUGGAUUAAAGAUGUAUACCACCACACCCAGCCCACAUCUGUAUAUUUCACUCUACACACUUCUUAUUAUUACUUCUGUUUCUAGCAAAGCAAUAGUCACUUUAGAAGCAGGAGAGAGAUUUCUUGCAUAUAUGUGGAAUGAAGAAUGUUCAUAGGAUUGGAUAGAAACUACAGAGCUGUGCUUAGUACAGGUGAGAACCAGCUACCAGGAAGGUAUGGUUUAGCGGAGCUUGCAUGAAUACACACACACACACACACACACACACACACACACACUCACACAGUUCCAGACUGAUCCUGAGUUUGUUUUGUGCAGAUACUCCCUGACACACCAUGUCUGAAGGAAUUGUGUCUGCUGUGCUGGGCUUAGAAUACAUGCUAAUCUUCUUACAACUACCAGAGUGAGCUCGGGGCUUUCUGGAGUAGCCACCUUAUAGCCUUAGUUCCAUAACUGGAAAACAUUGGUUCAUACUUCCACCUAGAUGAUAUAAUGAGAGAAAAGAUGAGAGUGGAGCUAUUGUGCAAGAUGAGCUAGACAGUGAGGUGCUAUGGUUAUUAAUAUUUUUUAGUCCAAUCUGCAAUGAUCUUAUGCUAGAUAAAUGUAUUUUUAUAUGCAAAGGACCAGCUCAUCUACAUAAUUUUCCUGGUUAGAUUUUUAUUGUCACUUGACAAAACCUAGAGUUAACUGUAAAGAGGAAACCUCAACUGAAGAAUUGCCUAGAUUAGAGUGGCUUUUGAGCAUGUCUGUGGGGGCAUUGUUCUGAUUAUUAACUCACAUAGGAAGGUCAUGUCUACUGUAGAUAGUACCAUUCCUCAGCCAGUGGUCCUGGGCUGCAUUAAAAAAUAGCAAUGCCUGAUCUAUGCAGCAAGCCAGAGACUGACCAGUGAAGAGUGUUCGUCCAUGGUUGACGGACUGUGACCUGAAAGCGUAAUGUGAAAUAAGUCCCUUCCUUUCUUAUGUUGCUUUGAUCAGAGUGGUUUUCACAGCAACAGGCUGGAACUAGAACAGUAGUAUUCCCUGGGUCUUUAAAAUAUGCAAUGUUUUGUAUGUAUGUAGACAGAAAAUAUUUGAACUUUUUAUUCCCUUGUCUCUGGUAGCAUUUUAAUUUCUCAGCAGUACUCCAUUCUUCAUGAGUGGUUAAAAAGAUAAAAGAACAGAGCAACAGGUGACUUUAUUUUUAGGAUAGCUUUUUCCCCCCUUUCAUUUUUAUACCAAAUGGCAACCAUAGACUAAUUUUUUUGCUCAUUUAGUGACCUAAGGGACUGGAUUAAAGCUGGUUUUAACCCUUAUUUUCAGUUCAAGAAACCUUUGUGGUCAGAUCUUAGAUUUAGAGAAGUGUCUUAGGGUUUCCAUUGCUGUGAAGAGACACCAUGAUAAAGGCAACUCUUAUAAAUGCAAAAA
Messenger RNA from Mus caroli (Ryukyu mouse), 5838 nucleotides. NCBI's taxonomy places the organism in Eukaryota, Metazoa, Chordata, Mammalia, Rodentia, Muridae. The record is from RefSeq and is a predicted model, not a curated record.